This is a messenger RNA of Punctularia strigosozonata HHB-11173 SS5, 1880 nucleotides long. RefSeq lists its product as uncharacterized. The transcript is spliced from 4 exons. The record is from RefSeq and is a predicted model, not a curated record. Lineage: Eukaryota; Fungi; Basidiomycota; Agaricomycetes; Corticiales; Punctulariaceae. The coding region runs from base 559 to 942 and encodes 127 amino acids.
GACAGCAGGCUGUUGAGAGACGAGGGCUGCGAGUUGCCUGACUCCGCUGAAACGAGCGCGCAGUUACAAAAAAAAAAUGUUAUUGGGGGACGGUGGCCGCCUCGUUUGACCACGCGGAUAUAAAUUACAAUCCGAGGCGCCGGACGCGAAGAGGCGAGCAUUCGGGAGUUUAGCAGCAACGAGGUGCUAUGUAGCGUGAUAAAUUCGAGUUAAGCGACGCGAAAGGCCUCCACGACGCAGAAUAAUGCAUGAAUCCGGGCAUUCCUUAGGUGCUAUAGAUACAGGACGACACGCAUGACGUACGGAUGGCGUAUCGCGCGAUUUUCGCUCUUCAUGACACCAAGUCCAACAAGGAUACGGGUAAUCAUGCGCGUGCAGAGGUAUCUGAACUUCGUCGUUCUGCGGAUAAAAGGCCGUAAUGCCAGGGAUCCGCCCGCGAGAAAGCUGGACCAAGAGCCCGCCAUAGACUCGAUAGACUCGACCGUUCGGUGACUGUCCCAGGAACUCGAGAAACAUUGGGUCGCUUGGCGGCGGUCUUGUGCUGUAGUGUCCCCUUUCAUGGCUCUUGCACAAUCGUUCGACUCGCUCGCAAACCCCGAGGCGGCUAUGCGACUGUCAUCUUAUUCCUCGGCGAACAGCUAUGCGCGCGAUCUUGCCAUGGAAUGUCCAUCAAAUUUCAAAAGUCAAUCUCUUCGGCGGCGGCUUUGGCCGGGACCGGACUCCACAGCAGGGAAGUACCUUCUUCCCCAUGUCUGUCGUGAUCAAUGCAAUGACGACGAUGCAGGGAGAAAGUCGCUUUCGCCCCGUCAAUGUAGAGAUAAGCGCAGGACGAAAAGGGGGGAGGCGAAUCCGACGAAUGACUUGGGUGCUUUGUUUCUCCGGAUACAUAUAGAGGAUUUGAGAGCCCGGCUGCCGCCUCGGCCUCACCCUGACACAGAGUGAUGGCGAUUCAAUAGGCGCUGAUGUGCCCCCCCCCCCCCGGAGGCUGACCUUCAGCAUAUCGGUGCGAGGAGCAUCCACUUGGGGGACAUGAGUUCUACAGCAUCCAUGAUACCCUCAAUGUUCGAAGGCCACCUGGGACUACGUAUGCCUCUAUGAGAGCAUGUCGUCAGGCUUCUAGAACAGAUGGCGCAGUCGAGGUGCAGAGACAUAUCACCAAGACGGGCGCAGCGGAGGGUUGCUGAAAGCAAUUGCGCCGUUGGCGUGCUUCUUCGUCAGGCUCGUAUCGCCGCCGACGGCGUCAGCACAGCUAGAGUUUGUUUCCGGCAGAUGGAAUUCAUCAGCGUGACCUUCUUGUGGUGCCUGACCAGCUCCUCCAUCGUCGAGGACGCAGCCGCUGCGUCAGAGACAUCGUAGUGGCGAAGUAGCCGGUUGGGUAGCCGUUCUCGUGGACUGUGAGAGCGAGAUUGCGGGGACACGGAGAAGUGCGUCCUGAUUGAUUUCAUCAGUGCCUGGUAUAUCGCCGAAUCUAUCGACCCGCACGCCCCGGCACGUUUGCUUCCGCGCCUUCUUAGACGCCCGUCGACGCCGGUAAGCUGUACAAAUUGGCGCCCAGCAGCUUAUCUACGCCGUCCACGCCUGAUGGCGCCAUGCUGCGGCUCCAGUUGCUCCGCUUUUGCCACUGUAGGGUGCCUUCGGGUCGCAGCGAUGCUAUAGCACGGAACUUGCCAUCGGCAGCUCGCGCGAUGAAGGGGGUAAGGCAAGGGUCAGGGAUCGCAAAGCUGACAGAUUUCGAAGAGCACAUAGUCCGGCCACAGCGCGAAGCUGGAAAAUAGCAGACCCGUCAGCCUGAUAAGAUGCCGAGUGCUCAGAGCACCUAUAGCGCCCGGACGACCAGUAACACCGGGUUCAAAUUGAAGCCAUUGGCAUGAUCGCAGCGC